CACUUUACCACGGACACAAACUGCAUGAGUUUCCGGCUUAUAAAGACGUACAAAAACUUGUGGUUGAGAAAUAACCUGCAAAAUAUUCCUAUUUAAACCCCUUUUCUCAAUCUUUCACCUUUGCUAUUCCCCCGUGUUAGACCUAUCAGGCGAUACCUUUUUGCUAUGUCCUCAAUCACUUAUACGGCCGCGCCAAAUCCUGCUGCAACCAUCGCCCAUGAGCGGGCCCAGACCACAUUCGAUACCGACGCUAUGAAUCUCUUUUUGGAAGGUGGCGACCCGCAGCAUGUGGCGCUUAUCAAGGAAACACUUUUGCAGUUGGAGCGCGACCCGGUGUUUCGCACAGGCCCGCAGUACUAUGACCUCACCACGCCCGAACACAGGGAGGAGACGGCUAAGAAAAUCGCGCGUUUUGCGCAGUACUUGGAGGUGGAUGCCCGCAACAACAAUUCCGCCGCCACCAAGGUUAGGCUCGACUUUUUGAGUGUGUUGGACCCCCAAAUGCUCUCCCGGACCCAGAUCUUCUUGGUGUUAUUCCUCAACUGUAUCAAGGGGAACGGAUCGCCAGAGCAGUACCGCUUCUGGUGCGAGCAACUGAAGGCAAACCAGAUGCGCAACAUGUAUGGCUGCUUCGCCAUGACGGAGUUGGCACACGGCUCUAACGUUGCCGGCUUGGAAACCACUGCGACGCUUGACUUGGACACAGAUGAGUUUGUGCUCACGACCCCGCAUAUUGGCGCUACAAAGUGGUGGAUCGGAAUGGCUGCCCACACCGCGACCCAUGCCGUGGUAUAUGCCCGCUUAGUGGUCAAGAAAGACACCGUCAAUGACUACGGUGUCAAGGCGUUUGUGGUACCGUUGAGGGACGCCAAUCACGACUUGCUCCCAGGGGUUUCUGUGGGCGACAUUGGCGCCAAGAUGGGGCGUCACGGCAUCGACAACGGCUGGAUCCAGUUCAAUUGCGUGCGCGUUCCCCGCGGCUACAUGUUACUGAAGUUUGCCCAGGUCGACCGUGAAGGGAACGUGAAGGACUCUCCACUAAACCAGUUGGCGUACGCACCAUUAAUCAACGGGAGAGUCCAGAUGGUGGCAGAUUCGUUCAGAUUUGGUGCCCGCUUCACCACCAUCGCGUUAAGAUAUGCUGUCGCGCGUAAACAGUUUGGGAAGGCGUCUGACGGCGAGGAGAAGCAGUUGUUGGACUAUCCGUUGCACCAGACGAGAUUGUUGCCCAGCUUGGCCGCCACAUACGUUAUGGCUGCGGCUUCCCACAAGUUGAGAGCCUACCAGGACCAUGUGCUUGAGCAGUUGGGACUGGUGCGCGAGACUGAUAAGUCCGGCUUAAACGACGCUAUUAGCGCGAUGAAGCACUUAUUUGUGGUUUCUGCCUCGUUGAAGGCGACAUUUACCUGGUUGACUGCUCUGUUGAUCGAUGAAUGCCGCCAGGCCUGUGGUGGCCACGGUUACUCGGCCUACACUGGGUUUUCCAAGGGCUACGAAGAUUGGGUUGUGCAGUGCACCUGGGAGGGGGAUAACAACGUCUUGAGUAUGAGCGCUGCCAAGUCGAUCGUUCAAGCGUUGAAGAAGGGUAAGGACUUGCAUUCGGAUUUGGCGUUCUUGGCCUCUAAGAGCUUGUCUGGCAAGCUCCCGAUCUUGUCCUCGUUUGCGUCCGGGGUAGCCAGCGCGGAUCAUUUGAAGGUGAUUCUUAAGGCGUUCCACGGUUUGAUUAUCCGUGCUGGAGAAAACUGCAUUGUCGUACUAAAGGAAAAUGGCAACGAUUGGGACGAAUUAGGUCAGCUCCAGGUCGGAAUCACUAGAGUGUUUGCCCACUCCUACGCGUUGGGGGUGUUUUUGGAAACUAUCCCAGCAGGUUUACAACCUCAGUUGAGGGCGAUUGCUGAGUUGCAUGCAUUGUCAGUUAUUACGAGUCACGCGGCACUUUUCAUGGAGUACAACGUGAUCUCAUCGGAAAAUUACCCGUCCGUGGCCAGGAGAAUCGCUGAGUUGAACCGCUUCCUCAGACCACAGGUUAUUGGCUUGACUGACUCCUUUAAGAUGCCCGACUUUCUCAUAAAUUCUCCAUUGGGCAAGUACAACGGGGAUAUUUAUAACGCAUAUUUUGAUACCUUGAAGCAGCAGAACGAUGUGUCUAUAACCAAGGCACCGUACUCGCACGUGGUGGAGGGCAUGUUGAACAGAUCGGAUCUCAGCGUACGUGAGAGAAAUGAAAGAACCGAGCAAGUGAUGCGGAUCUUAAGUAAAUGA
Molecule: messenger RNA, 2262 nt
Organism: Babjeviella inositovora NRRL Y-12698
Lineage: Eukaryota; Fungi; Ascomycota; Pichiomycetes; Serinales
Exons: 1
Coding region: 166-2262 (698 amino acids)
Biological process (GO): fatty acid beta-oxidation using acyl-CoA oxidase; lipid homeostasis
Cellular component (GO): peroxisome
Molecular function (GO): acyl-CoA oxidase activity; fatty acid binding; FAD binding
Source: RefSeq, a predicted model, not a curated record